Orbilia oligospora ATCC 24927 is the source of this 1431-nucleotide messenger RNA. RefSeq lists its product as uncharacterized. The coding region runs from base 1 to 1431 and encodes 476 amino acids. NCBI's taxonomy places the organism in Eukaryota, Fungi, Ascomycota, Orbiliomycetes, Orbiliales, Orbiliaceae. The record is from RefSeq and is a predicted model, not a curated record. The transcript has a single exon.
AUGGCUACCGCCACCGAACCAUUCAUCAGUAUCUUUGACUCGGAUCUAGAAUGGUCCCUCCCACCGAGUGUCAUGAUUGAGGAGGCUCUUCAGAACAAUCUUUUUAUGGCUGCAGCGGCUGGGAAAACUUUUACUGAAGAGCUCCCGUCUACAUGGAAAAGGAUCCCAAGAAUCGCCACAACUGCGUUCACGGUUCCAAUUUCACCUGUUACGACUCACACUUUUAAUGGCUCCUCUGAAUUUGGGUACGAUGGGUUGGGCACCUCCUGUGUCGACCCGGUUUCCAGUGCCACAAGCCUCGAUAUUCAUGGCCCUGGUAUCCCGCCGGCCCCUAGUUUCCACCUAAAGGCACAAAGCGAGCACCCGCCUCACAUCAAUUCUAGUAUGUGGCAAGGUGGCGCCCGUCACAAAGAAGCCUGGGGUUCAAUUUCACACCAAGAUCUACCGGAGGGUUUCGAGAGCCAGUCGGUACCGUCAAAUCCAGAGGCAUACAUAUUACGACAUGAAAAUAGUAAUUCAAGGAUUUUAAUCACUCCAGAUGGGGUGAUGAAGCCGUUUUAUGAUGCCCAAAAGCAGUCAUACUUUAAUUCUCAACACCCAUUCCCACCAGAUACCAUCUAUUACGAUCCUACAAACGGGCACCCAGUACACGUUGUAUCGUGCUCUCAACCUGAUCCAAAACAAACAUUGCCACCAUUCAAUCCGGUUGAAGGCAUUAGCGGCCGUAUGCCAGUGUUCAAGGAUGAAAUCAUUCCAACAUUCAAUAUGGGAUAUUAUCCCGAUCUGCUUCAUCUACCCAGCAGACCAUCCGAUGUAUUAGUCUACUUUAACUCAAUAUGUGCGGCUGCAGCAUUAUCUCCCCAUCGGAAGGCUUGGAUGGAUGAUAACUUACAGGAAACUGAAAUCCGAUUCUGUGGCCUUGACGAUGCCGUUUUUCAAAUGUGCGAGGCUUAUAGCGGCAAGCCACUACGUGGGCCCAACAAUGAGCUAGAGCGGGGUUUAGAGACGAAAGACUUCAAAGCCGUUCCGGAUAACUCGCUGUUCUUUGAUUGGGCGCUAGAGCUCCAAGAAUGCCGGCUCCACCUUGAGAGAUUGAAUAAAUUGGCAUAUACCCCAGUUAUGAACAAAUGCAAAGUCGAAGUGGUGUGGAAAGCCUUGGUUUACUUUAGAGAUAAUUGGGCCAACAAUAUUUUUAGCCAGUGCGACAAUGAAUUUUGGGAAGCAUCCGAGGAGGAAAUGGAGUGGAUGAAAGAGUAUCAUGCUUUUAACCGCGAGAUGCAAAGAUUGAUGAAAACUGUGGAGGAUGAUUUGGUGGAAGUUGGAAGGUUGGAAAACAUGGUGACUGCCUUUAGAGGAGCUGUUUGGAAGGCUGAAACAAAGUUUAAGAAGUUAAAAGACACUUUUAGAUCCUCUAUGAGCGUGGUAGACUAA